Molecule: messenger RNA, 2382 nt
Organism: Linum trigynum
Lineage: Eukaryota; Viridiplantae; Streptophyta; Magnoliopsida; Malpighiales; Linaceae
Source: the annotation of a GenBank genome assembly
GAAAGUGAUCGGAUGAGGCUAUUAAUCUCACUCCUCCAAUCGUGAAAAGAUAUUACACAUUGUAAUUUUCAGUCACUCUUCACUCUAAAUCUUGACUUCAUCACUGCUAGCACCUACCUUAAUUGUUGAAGAAUAACGAUCUAGAUAUAUUCUUCUAAACAUUGGUAUUUAGGGUGACACAUCUAUCUCUCGAUUUGUCAUUGAGUGAUUGACGACUAAAUUCAAUAUAGUGAAUAGCUAUCGCCAGCAAAUCAUCUUCUACUCGAUCCCAAUCAAUUGAAUCCUGAAGAUAAAAGUAACGUACGAUAAGUAGCACACAUUAAUCCAUUCACAAGCGAUGACAUGCAGCUUUACUGGUCGCCCAAGAAAUUAUUUACAGAUUGGCAACGCAAUCUCACAAUAGUGUGCACGACUUAUAAUCUUGAAUUUUGGAGGGAUUCACCAAAUACAAGCAUUACCCUUAAAUUGGAUUGCGUUCUACAAUAUGCCAGCGUAUUGAAUCAAUCUUCGACAUUGCUUUGAGAUGUAAUCAAAGUUAAAUUACUCGAAUUCGGACUUCUUGACAUCAAUGUAAUGAUUCGACUCUUUUAUGAGCUUCUGCCAUGAUUAAAGUUCUUACAUAAGUCUUUGAAGCUGGUCAAAUCCACCCUUUUGGUGUUGCUGAGUGCAUGGAGAUAACUCAGUUUAUCAUUCAAGAAAAUUAAGAACAAAAAACAACAAUAAAAAUGUGUUUUUUUUGUAAGAAAAACAAGUUCGUGUUUGAAAGUCAGGACCUUGAGAGGAUUUUGUGGUUGUAGAAUAGAUACUGAAAUUUGGAAAGGAAAAGAGGGGGAGAGACCAUGUCAACUAAACCCCAAAUCUAAUUAACCCUCUCAUUUUUUUUUUUUUUUACCUUUGCCAAAUUGUUGGAAACGAAAAUGUAAGAAGAUAAACCCCUUACUAAAAAACUUGAGAGUCAAAUUUUUACCAAAGCCUCUUUUUACCGCCCUCCUAAACAUAAUUAAUCUCAUAAUAACCCUCUUCCUUCUACCUUCUUCCUUUCCUCCCCUGGCCUCCCUUUCAACCCCAAAAGAGAAAAACCCCAUCUCUGUUCCGCAAGAACACAAAUUUCUUGCUUCUCGCGUCACCUCUAUCCCUUCCUCCUCAUCAACCCUGAAGAGGAAGAUAGUUUGAUGACAAUUACUGUUAAUUAAUCACAAUUAACAUUAUUCAUUUUGGAGGAAUUUGCUAAAAAAAAUCCAGCAAACAUGAAUGACCUUUUAUCAAAUUCCUUCAAGAAGUACACCGACCUGAGGGAACAGACUCGGAUGGACGACCUGGAGGCCGGGAAGGAGAACAGCAACCUCGACAAGUUCUUCGAGGACGUCGAGAAUGUCAAGGAAGACAUGAAAACAGUGGAGAAGCUGCACAAAUCUCUGCAGGAGGCCAAUGAGGAAUGCAAGACUGUGCACAAUGCCAAGACCGUAAAGGCCCUGAGGGCCAAAAUGGACGCCGAUGUCGGUCAGGUCCUGAAGCGGGUCAAGCUGAUCAAGGGCAAGCUGGAAGCGCUGGACAGGUCGAAUGUCGCAGCUCGAAGCGUCCCCGGUUGUGGGCCCGGUUCAUCGGCGGAUCGAACGAGGACUUCUGUGGUCGGAGGGUUGGGGAAGAAGCUGAAGGACCUGAUGGACAAUUUCCAGAACCUGAGGGCCGAAAUGUCUGCAGAGUACAAGGAGACCGUGGAGAGGAGAUACUUCACCAUCACGGGGGAGAAGGCGAGCGAGGAGCUGAUCGACGAUUUGAUCGCGAGCGGGGAGAGCGAGAGCUUCCUCCAGAAGGCGAUUCAGGAGCAGGGGAGGGGCCAGAUUCUCGACACCAUAGCGGAGAUCCAGGAGAGAAACGACGCGGUGAAGGAGAUCGAGAAGAACCUGAUCGAGCUGCAUCAGGUUUUCCUGGACAUGGCUGCUCUCGUCGAGGCUCAGGGCCACCAGCUCAACGACAUCGAGAGCCACGUCGCGCACGCUAGCUCGUUCGUCCGACGUGGGACGGAGCAGCUCCAGGAGGCCAGGGAGUAUCAGAAGAGCUCCAGGAAGUGGACGUGCUACGCCAUUAUACUGGGGAUUGUGUUCAUCAUUCUGCUUCUGCUCCCCCUCGUGCCAUCUAUCAUAGCUCUCAUACAGAGCAGCAGGUGAAGCGCGGGGAUCGAUUUAAACAGAGAUGAACAUCUCGUCCAUCAAGUGUAGCUUUCUAAAGCCUGUUACUUUUUUACUUCUUGGCUUCGAGAAUGGAGGCAAUUUUACCACUUGCUUUUAAGUGCUUAAAAGGAGAAAACGAGGACAUCAAGGUUGGCUUGGAUUGUGUUGAAACUGUUAAAAGUGCAGGGGGAAAAAAAGGCCUGAAAACAUU